Molecule: messenger RNA, 1071 nt
Organism: Maudiozyma saulgeensis
Lineage: Eukaryota; Fungi; Ascomycota; Saccharomycetes; Saccharomycetales; Saccharomycetaceae
Source: the annotation of a GenBank genome assembly
AUGAUCCUAAAUAAGACAUUAACAAGAUUACAACUACAAAGUAAACUUAAACAAAAAAAUUUAUUUAAUUCCUCUAUUAAAUUCAAACAUCUAAUUAUAUCAAAAGCAAUGGUUCAUAAUAAAGUUACUAUUAUUGGUUCAGGUCCAGCUGCUCAUACUGCUGCCAUUUAUUUAGGUCGUGCAGAAAUUCCUCCAACCAUGUAUGAAGGUAUGAUGGCCAAUGGUAUUGCACCAGGUGGUCAAUUAACAACAACUACAGAAAUUGAAAAUUUUCCAGGUUUUCCAAAUGGUUUAAUGGGUGGUGAAUUAAUGGAUAAAAUGAAAGAACAAUCAAUUAAAUUUGGUAAUAAUGUUAUUACUGAAACUAUUUCAAAAGUUGAUUUAUCAUCAAGACCAUUUAAAUUAUGGACAGAGUUUAAUGAAGAUGAAGAACCAAUUACUACUGAUUCAUUGAUUAUUUCAACAGGUGCUUCAGCUAAAAGAUUACAUUUACCAGGUGAAGAAACUUAUUGGCAACAAGGUAUUUCUGCUUGUGCAGUUUGUGAUGGUGCAGUUCCAAUCUUUAGAAACAAACCACUUGCCGUUAUUGGUGGUGGUGAUUCAGCCUGUGAAGAAGCUUCCUUUUUAACUAAAUAUGGUUCAAAAGUUUAUUUAAUCGUUAGAAAAGAUUAUUUAAGAGCUUCCACUAUUAUGCAAAGACGUGUUGAAAAAAAUGAUAAAAUUGAAAUUUUAUUUAAUACUGUUCCAUUAGAAGCUAAAGGUGAUGGUAAAUUUUUAAAUGCUUUAUUAGUUAACAAUGUUAAAGAAAAUAGACAAUAUGAUUUACCAAUAAAUGGUCUAUUUUAUGCUAUUGGUCAUAAACCUGCUACAGAAAUUGUUAAAGGUCAAAUUGAUAUGGAUGAAACUGGCUAUAUUAAGACUGUUCCAGGUACUUCUUUAACAUCUGUUCCAGGUGUUUUCGCUGCCGGUGAUGUUCAAGACUCUAGAUACAGACAAGCCAUCACUUCUGCUGGUUCUGGUUGUAUGGCUGCUUUAGAUGCUGAAAAAUACCUUUCUGAACUUUACGAAUAA